AUGGAGGCAGAGCAGCAAAAGGAGGACAUGGAGGCGGAAAAAGACAAGAAGGUGGAGCGGAGGGUAGAAACAGAAAUCGUGGAUCGAAUGGAGCAGUGGGCGACCGGGUACGGAAUUCACAUGGACCAGCUCGUCCAGACGAUGCCCUUUAUACUGGAAGAAGCCGCAAGCGAUUGGUGGAAUACCACACCGACCAGGAUAAACAGCUGGGCAGAACUGACGACGGAACUCCUGGAGUAUUUCUUACCACCGAGAUACGAGGAACAAGUGGAAAUGCAGAUCACACAACUGCGGCAGCGGGAGUCGGAACCGGUACGGGAGUAUGCGAUGAGCUUGCGGAAACUGAUGCGGUUCACCAAGCUUUCGGAGGAUCAAAAACUCGAUCGGAUCUACCGGAGCUGUAGAAGCAAGAUAAAGCUAUGUACGCGCAGAGCAGGGUUCGAGACGCUAACACAGUUCCUCAAGUUGGCGGAAGAAGUGGAGGAGAUAGAAGCCUCCGAAGGCCAAACAGGGGUCGAGCAACCUAGGCAGCAGCGAGUACAAGCGGAAAUCUGCAUGCGGUGUGGCGAAACAGGACACGCGGCAAGAACCUGUAACAAUCCGCCGAGGCUUUUCUGCUGGGUCUGCGGAAGAAACGGGGUCAAAACGACGGAGUGUUGCGAUCUGACAUUGCUCGGAUGGUUCAAGGAUAGCUAG
Drosophila teissieri is the source of this 696-nucleotide messenger RNA. RefSeq lists its product as uncharacterized. NCBI's taxonomy places the organism in Eukaryota, Metazoa, Arthropoda, Insecta, Diptera, Drosophilidae. Bases 1 to 696 code for a protein of 231 amino acids. Gene Ontology annotation, molecular function: zinc ion binding; nucleic acid binding. The transcript is spliced from 2 exons. The record is from RefSeq and is a predicted model, not a curated record.